AUGGCCGACAGGAAAGAGGGACACGCGGGCGGUCUGGAUUGCAGCAGUCGAGCGAGAAGAGGCGACGAGAGCAGCAGCAGCGACAGCAGCAGUAGCUAUGGAAGCAGCCAUGGCAGUCUCGCCGUUGCAGACGCCGCUGUCGCCGCCGCCGCCGCCGAUGCCGAAUCCGCAGCCGCCGAAUUCGCCGCCACAGUCAUCACCAGCGCCGCUGGUUCUGAAACCGACGCGCUUCUGUCUUUCGGCGCGUCAUCCAGCGAUCCGUCAACUCCUCGCGACGAUUUUUCAUCAACUCCAGGCGAAUCACCCUCUCCGUCCCCGCCCUCGCCGCAGUUCGCGGUGAGCGACGCGGCGCAGCCGUGGUCUAGGACAGGUGGCGCAAUGGCAUUGGACGCCGCGAGGCUGAUUCAGCAGGUCGGGAUGCAGCAGCUCAUGCGCCGCCGGCAGUCGCCUCGUCGAGCCUCAGCUCCGGAACAGCUGCCCGAUCCGCAACCUAGCACGUGGGCAUAUUCCCGCCCCGUGGUCAUUCUCGACGCGUUUUGGAACCUCGCCUUCGUUGUAGUCACGGCCAUCACGCUCUUUAUAAGCCAGGCGCGCAACGAGCGCCCGCCCGCACCGCUGUCCAUCUGCCUCGCACGGCGCAUAGAGUCAGCCAACACAAUGUUCUCCUUCGCCUGGUGGCUCGUCGGCUUCACGUGGAUUCUCUCCACCAUCGACGAUUCCUUCAAAGACGCGCCCAUCCUCUCCUGGGCAACCACGGCCUUCCUGGCGUUUGACGUGUUCUUUGUCGUCUUCUGUGUGGCUGUGGCGUGUGUUGUGGGCAUGGCCGUGUGCUGCUGCCUGCCCUGCAUCAUCGCUCUCAUCUAUGCAGUCGCAGACCAGGAAGGAGCUACUCGGGAGCAGAUCGAGGCACUGCCCAAGCAGAGGCAUGUGGAGGCGGAGGAUGCGGAGUGCUGUGUGUGCCUUGUGAGGUAUGAGGAUGGGUGUGUGUUACGGGAGUUGCCAUGCUCGCACCACUUCCACGCGGCGUGCAUCGAUAAGUGGCUCAAGUCGCACCCGACAUGCCCGCUAUGCAAGCGUGAUGUUACUAAGGGUGUGGGCAAGUCAGCAUCACCGAACACGCCGCCAAGUUCAUUCUCUGCUGGAGGAUCGAUCGAAGAGACGUUUGAAAGCACUCCAGCGCCAAGUGGGGGGCCAUAA
This is a messenger RNA of Closterium sp. Yama58-4, 1197 nucleotides long. The record is from the annotation of a GenBank genome assembly. Lineage: Eukaryota; Viridiplantae; Streptophyta; Zygnematophyceae; Desmidiales; Closteriaceae.